CGUCGCGCGGCCAAGACAAUGGCUGGAGGCAAAGCUGGGAAAGACAGUGGGAAGGCCAAGGCUAAGGCAGUGUCCCGCUCACAGAGAGCUGGGCCACAGUUUCCUGUGGGCCUAAUCCACAGACACUUGAAGACUCGCACCACAAGCCAUGGACGGGUGGGUGCCACUGCUGCUGUGUACAGUGCGGCAAUUCUGGAGUACCUCACAGCUGAGGUGCUGGAGUUGGCAGGUAAUGCUUCCAAGGAUCUCAAAGUAAAGCGCAUCACUCCACAUCACUUGCAGCUUGCAAUCCGAGGUGAUGAGGAGUUGGAUUCACUUAUCAAAGCUACCAUAGCCGGGGGCGGUGUGAUCCCACACAUCCACAAAUCUCUCAUUGGAAAGAAGGGACUGCAGAAAACAGCUUAGGAAC
Molecule: messenger RNA, 409 nt
Organism: Phodopus roborovskii (desert hamster)
Lineage: Eukaryota; Metazoa; Chordata; Mammalia; Rodentia; Cricetidae
Product: histone H2A.V
Exons: 1
Coding region: 19-405 (128 amino acids)
Cellular component (GO): nucleosome
Molecular function (GO): protein heterodimerization activity; structural constituent of chromatin; DNA binding
Source: RefSeq, a predicted model, not a curated record